Messenger RNA from Knipowitschia caucasica, 357 nucleotides. Lineage: Eukaryota; Metazoa; Chordata; Actinopteri; Gobiiformes; Gobiidae. The record is from the annotation of a GenBank genome assembly.
AUGCGCUCAUGGGGUUUGGAGGCUGAAGCACCGUCUUCUCUGCUUCGCCCACGCCACACGGUGGACUCUGUGGUGGACUCUGUAGUGGACUCUGUGGUGGACUCUGUAGUGGACUCUGUGGUGGACUCUGUGGUGGACUCUGUGGUAGACUCUGUGGUAGACUCUGUAGUGGACUCUGUGGUGGACUCUGUAGUGGACUCUGUAGUGGACUCUGUGGUGGACUCUGUGGUGGACUCUGUGGUAGACUCUGUGGUGGACUCUGUGGUGGACUCUGUGGUGGACUCUGUGGUGGACUCUGUGGUGGACUCUGUAGUGGACUCUGUAGUGGACUCUGUGGUGGACUCUGUGGUAGACUAA